AGCUUGGCGGAUGGACAGGACAUUGUCGCAUUCCCGAAAGUACAUAGCUGGUUCUUUAGGGGCAAAAUAUGCCGAAUCAGUAAUUACUCUUUUGGAUGUGAUGCAUAAUGAGUCUAGGCCCAAUACUCCGAUGAUUUGUUUAUUGAGCAUGGGAUCAGACCCAACACCUAGCAUCGAACAAUUUGCAAAAAGAAUGGAAAUUGAAUGUAGGAGUAUCUCAAUGGGCCAGGGCCAAGAAGUGCAUGCACGGAAAUUGUUGCAGAGUGCAAAGACCGAGGGGUACUGGGCAUUAUGUCAAAAUUGCCAUUUAGGAUUGGAAUACAUGAAUGAAUUAGUCAACUUCAUUUUGGAAAUGGAUAGUCCUCAUCCGAAUUUCCGUAUCUGGAUAACUACGGAACCACAUAAAGAUUUCCCAAUAACUCUUCUACAAAUGUCUAUAAAAUUUACAUACGAGCCACCUCAAGGAAUGAGGUCUGGAUUACUUGCUACAUACAGCGGAAUGAAUCAGGACAUAUUAGAUCAAUGUGACACUCCGCAAUACAUACCACUCGUUUACGCUGUGUCCUUUCUACACUCAAUUGUACAAGAACGCAGGAAAUUUGGACCUCUUGGCUGGAAUAUACCAUACGAGUUCAAUUCUGCUGACUGGUUAGCAUCUUGCAUGUUCAUGAAUAAUCACCUCAAUGAUUAUGACCCUAAGCGCGGAAUAAGCUGGCAAACCGUGAGAUAUAUGUUAGGAGAGGUUCAAUAUGGCGGUCGCGUGACAGAUGACUACGAUAAAAGACUUCUUAAUACACUUGCAAAGGUGUGGUUUUCCGAUGCACUGUUUUCGGAAGGAUUUACUUUCUACAAAGGAUAUAAUAUUUUGACUUUCAAACAAGUGUCGGACUAUUUGAAAGCUAUUGAAUCUAUGCCCAGUGUUGAUCCACCUCAAGUAUAUGGUCUUCACCCCAAUGCAGAUAUAAUGUAUCAAACGAAUACCACCCAAAACGUAUUGGAUACUAUAAUAUCUGUUCAGCCAAAGGAAGCAGGAAUUGGGGGUGGAGAAUUAAGAGAAGUCGUUGUUACUCGACAAGCUAAGGAAAUGUUGAAUAAAUUACCCCCCCCUUACGAUAUAUUUGCAGUAAGACGAAGACUACAGGAAAUGGGUGCUACCGAGUCGAUGAAUAUUUUCUUAAAGCAGGAGGUUGAUUGCAUGCAGAUUAUUCUUAAGCUGGUAAGGUCAAUGUUAAAGGACCUGAUUUUGGCUAUAGAAGGAGUGAUCAUUAUGAGUGAGGUUGCUAAGCUGGAGCUUUUAUUACAAAAAUAA
This is a messenger RNA of Orussus abietinus, 1309 nucleotides long. RefSeq names its product dynein heavy chain 5, axonemal-like. Gene Ontology annotation, cellular component: dynein complex. The transcript has 7 exons. Gene Ontology annotation, molecular function: dynein intermediate chain binding; minus-end-directed microtubule motor activity; dynein light intermediate chain binding. The record is from RefSeq and is a predicted model, not a curated record. The annotation marks the transcript as partial. Gene Ontology annotation, biological process: microtubule-based movement. Lineage: Eukaryota; Metazoa; Arthropoda; Insecta; Hymenoptera; Orussidae.